Messenger RNA from Didymodactylos carnosus, 963 nucleotides. The record is from the annotation of a GenBank genome assembly. NCBI's taxonomy places the organism in Eukaryota, Metazoa, Rotifera, Eurotatoria, Philodinida, Philodinidae.
AUGAUGAAACCGAAUAAAGAGAAAAAUGAACUGGCUGCUGCUGAAGCUACGUUGAUCUAUCAUAGUAUUAAACAUGGUUUAUCCUAUUUGGCUCAAGAAUGUUCAACAAAUGUUUGUAAAACAAUUUUUUCAACAUCAAAUACGGCAAAAAAUUUAUCAUGUGCAAGAACGAAAGCAACGGCAAUAUCAAUUAAUGCAUUAGCUCCAUUUUUCACAAAUAAGAUAUUGAAUGAAAUACAAUUUUCGCAAUACUUUUCAAUGUCAUUCGAUGCCAGCAAUAAAGGAAAUAUGAAAAUGUACCCAUUUUGUGUUCAGUAUUUGUCAGAAAUUGGAGUCAAAAAAGGUAGCGUUGAUUUUAUUGAUGAUGCAAGUGGAUCAGCUACGAAUGUGCACAGAAAUGCACGCGAAGUAUUGGAAAAACAUCAUUUAAAUGUGCAAAAUUUGACCACAAUCGGUGUUUAUAACACAAAUGUAAAUGUCGGAGAGCAGCAGAGUGUAUACAAAUUAUUUCGUGACGAAUUUUCAGAUCUAAUUAAAGAUUCAUCAUUUUUUGGUUCAAACGGUAGAUCAAAAUUAGCAAGUUUAUCGGAAGAAAAAGCUGUUGAAUUAAAAAAUUCAUUUGUUAAAUUCAUUCAACGAACAAUAGAAUAUAUAGAUGAGUAUUAUUCGCAGAAGAAGAGAAACCGACAAGGAGAAUUUAUCAUCGUAAAAGGUUCAGUGCCAUCUCAUUUAUUCGAAGCAAUUAGUCCAUUUGGUUCUCCAGAAAUAGACCGUUUGACAUGGCAACAAGUUAUUGAAUGUACUGAACGAUUAAAAUUAAAAACGCUGAAUGAAGAUCAAUUGUUUGACGAGUUUAAUGGUAUUCAAUUGACGUUUAAAGCCAUCAAAGAUAAGAAAAUUCCACUUUACGAUCAAAUCAAGCUUUCAUCAGUCAAAAAACUGGUCCACAGAACACCGAAAUGA